This is a messenger RNA of Rhagoletis pomonella (apple maggot), 318 nucleotides long. RefSeq lists its product as uncharacterized. Lineage: Eukaryota; Metazoa; Arthropoda; Insecta; Diptera; Tephritidae. The record is from RefSeq and is a predicted model, not a curated record. Bases 1 to 318 code for a protein of 105 amino acids. The transcript has 2 exons.
AUGAGACUAGCAGCAACACUGGAAAUUUUAGCGGGUGGCGGGUACCAGUGGCAAACGGGAGGCGCACACACAGCACCCAUGGGACCAAGCACUCUGUCGAAGAUCUUUCGCGACACGUUGUCAUCCAUGGAAGACCAUUUAUGUAGCCAAUGGAUAGUUUAUGAAAAAGACUUCCAGCCGUGUAUGGAGUGGUUCAAUCAAAAAUACAAUUUUCCUGGGGUUGUCGGUGCCGUCGAUGGUACGCAUUUGCAGUUGCUAAAACCUGUGGAAAACGAACACAUAUAUUUUAAGGCAAACAUAGCAUUAAUGCAAUGCUAG